Molecule: messenger RNA, 849 nt
Organism: Rhodofomes roseus
Lineage: Eukaryota; Fungi; Basidiomycota; Agaricomycetes; Polyporales; Fomitopsidaceae
Product: NAD(P)-binding protein
Exons: 10
Coding region: 1-849 (282 amino acids)
Molecular function (GO): oxidoreductase activity, acting on the CH-CH group of donors, NAD or NADP as acceptor
Source: RefSeq, a predicted model, not a curated record
AUGGCCCCCGCCCGGAACGCACGCGUACUCUUCAACGAGAUCCCCUCAGGCUACCCGAUCCCAGGGAAGACCACGGUUUAUGACGACUCACAAACCAUAGACAUCGACGGCGUGCCGCUCAACGGCGGCUUCCUAAUCAAAGUGCUCAUUCUCUCCAUCGACCCUUACCUGCGUGGCAGAAUGCGCGACCCGAGCAUCAAGAGUUACUCUAUAGCAUAUACAAUCGGGGCACCGCUGGAUAACUUCGGAGUCGGCGUCGUGCUCCGCUCUGAGAGUGACGAACUCAAAGUCGGAGAUCAUGUCUAUGGGUACUACCCUUUCCAGGAAUAUGUCGUGUACGAGGAUAUUGCGGCUUUACGCCUAGCGCGCGUACUCAAGAAUGAAGAGGGCCUGCCGUGGUCAGUUUACGUCGGCGUCUGCGGCCUACCAGGGCAUACUGCUCACCAUGGCUGGAUGGAAUUUGCCAAGCCGAAGCAGGGUGAUGUGGUCUUCGUCACGACCGCUAAGCAAGCCGGCUGCAAAGUGAUCGCAUCCGCUGGCUCGGACGAGAAGGUUACUAUCCUGAAAUCUAUAGGAACCGAUGUUGCGUUCAACUACAAGAAGACGAUUGAUGUGCUAAUGAAGGAAGGACCCAUUGAUAUAUACCGGGACAAUGUCGGCGGCGAGAGCUUGGACGCUGCGCUCGAGGUUGCAGCAUGGCAUGCGCGUGAAUGCGGGAUGAUCUCCGCGUACAACAACGCCGAUGACUAUGCCAUGAAGAACCUUCCUCUCAUCUUCACCAAGAGUCUAACGCUGUACGACUUCACCGUCAUGGACUUCCACCACAAGUACGCGGACCAGGGUGGUUAA